Messenger RNA from Pimephales promelas (fathead minnow), 4768 nucleotides. RefSeq names its product glutamate receptor, ionotropic, AMPA 2a (gene gria2a). Gene Ontology annotation, cellular component: membrane. Gene Ontology annotation, molecular function: ligand-gated monoatomic ion channel activity; signaling receptor activity. Gene Ontology annotation, biological process: monoatomic ion transport. The record is from RefSeq and is a predicted model, not a curated record. NCBI's taxonomy places the organism in Eukaryota, Metazoa, Chordata, Actinopteri, Cypriniformes, Leuciscidae.
UAUUCUCACCGUGUCCACUGAGUUGAAACGAGUCUCAGGGACGGAGCCGCAAAGGAGGAGAGCAAGACUCCCGCAUCAUCGCGCCCGCUCUUUCCCUCACCAGCGCCGCAGACUAACGAGAGCCUCUGCGCUUUAACUGUGGUUUAUUUUAACAUGUGUCGACUCUAUAUUGUUCCCGCUGUUUUGUGAACAGUGCGCGUUUGGUGGAUGUGGUCGCGUGGAUAAGCAGAAGACGAUGAUUUUGUCGGGUCUCCUUUUCCCCGCGUUAUGGGGACUGGCGCUCGGCGGAUCUCCGAGCGUCCAAAUCGGCGGCUUGUUCCCUAGAGGAGCAGAUCAAGAGUACAGCGCAUUUCGGAUCGGAAUGGUUCAGUUCGGCACGGCCGAAUUCCGCCUCACUCCUCACAUUGAUAACCUGGAGGUGGCUAACAGCUUCGCCAUCACAAAUUGCUUUUGCUCACAGUUUUCCAGAGGAGUAUAUGCCAUCUUUGGCUUCUACGACAAGAAGUCGGUGAACACCAUCACGUCGUUCUGCGAGACGCUGCAUGUGUCCUUCAUCACGCCCAGUUUUCCAGCUGACGGACUCAACCAGUUUGUUCUGCAGAUGAGGCCUGAUAUCAAAGGCCCUCUCAUCAGCCUAGUGGAGUAUUACAAGUGGGAGAAGUUUGCCUAUCUGUACGACAGCGACAGAGGUCUGUCAACCCUGCAGGCAGUGCUGGACACAGCAGCAGAGAGGAAAUGGCAGGUAACAGCCAUAAACGUUGGAAACCUGAAGGAUGAGUGGAAAGACGAGGCAUAUCGCUCCCUCUUUCAGGACCUGGAGAACAAGAAAGAGCGGAGAGUCAUCCUAGACUGUGAACAGGACAAAGUCAAGGACAUUAUGGAGCAGGUCAUUACGAUCGGUCGACAUGUGAAAGGAUAUCAUUACAUCAUUGCAAAUUUCGGCUUUGUGGAUGGAGAUUUGUCCAAGAUUCAGUAUGGAGGAGCGAAUGUAUCUGGAUUCCAGAUAGUGGAUUUUGAUGACCCGCUUGUUGCUAAAUUUGACCAGCGCUGGGAAGCAUUGGAAGAGAAGGAGUACCCUGGAGCAGAUAGCAGAAUCAGGUACACUUCCGCUCUCACAUAUGAUGCUGUGCAAGUAAUGACAGAGGCAUUCCGCUUUCUGCAUAAACAAAGGAUUGAUAUCAGUCGCCGUGGCAACAACGGAGACUGCCUGGCCAAUCCUGCGGUGCCGUGGGCUCAAGGGGUGGAGAUAGAGCGUGCUCUCAAACAGGUGCGUGUGGAUGGAUUAACAGGGAAUAUUCAAUUCGAUCAGUACGGCAGAAGAGUGAAUUACACAGUCAAUGUCAUGGAGCUGAAAAACAGUGGCCCUGUGAAGAUUGGUUACUGGAAUGAGAUGGACAAAAUGGCAGUGACGAAAUCUGACCUUUUCCCUAACGACACCAUGGGAAUGGAGAAUAAAACUGUGGUUGUGACAACAAUCCUGGAGGCACCAUAUGUAAUGCUGAAAAAGAAUGCAGAGUUAUUCACUGAUAAUGAACGCUAUGAAGGAUACUGUGUGGACCUGGCUGCUGAGAUUGCUAAGCAUUGUGGGUUUAAGUAUCAGCUAAGGAUUGUAGCAGAUGGAAAGUAUGGCGCACGAGAUGCUGAGACCAAGAUCUGGAAUGGCAUGGUUGGGGAACUGGUGUAUGGGAAAGCAGACAUAGCUGUAGCUCCUCUCACCAUCACUUUGGUCAGAGAGGAGGUGAUCGACUUCUCGAAACCUUUCAUGAGUCUUGGCAUAUCCAUUAUGAUCAAGAAACCACAGAAAUCCAAGCCUGGAGUCUUCUCUUUCCUGGACCCGUUGGCCUACGAGAUCUGGAUGUGCAUUGUUUUCGCCUACAUUGGAGUCAGUGUUGUACUCUUCCUUGUUAGCCGCUUCAGCCCUUACGAGUGGCACACAGAAGAGUUUGAGGAUGGGCAGCUGGGCCCUAGCGAAUCUACCAACGAAUUUGGCAUCUUUAAUAGUCUAUGGUUUUCUCUGGGCGCUUUUAUGCAGCAGGGAUGCGAUAUUUCGCCAAGGUCCUUGUCUGGCCGUAUAGUUGGUGGUGUGUGGUGGUUUUUCACCCUCAUCAUCAUCUCCUCCUACACGGCUAACCUGGCUGCCUUUCUUACUGUGGAGAGGAUGGUGUCACCUAUCGAGAGUGCCGAAGACCUGGCCAAACAGACCGAGAUUGCCUAUGGGACAUUGGAUGCAGGAUCUACCAAAGAAUUCUUUAGGAGAUCCAAGAUUGCUCUCUUUGACAAGAUGUGGCAGUACAUGAAGAGCGCAGAACCUUCGGUGUUUGUUAAAAACACAGUAGAAGGCGUUUUGCGUGUCCGGAAAUCCAAAGGCAAAUAUGCCUACCUUCUGGAGUCCACUAUGAAUGAAUACAUCGAACAGCGCAAGCCCUGUGACACCAUGAAGGUCGGAGGGAACCUUGACUCUAAAGGCUACGGCAUCGCUACACCCAAGGGAUCUGCUUUAAGAACGCCAGUAAACCUUGCAGUAUUGAAACUCAGUGAGCAAGGCAUCUUAGACAAGCUGAAAAACAAAUGGUGGUACGAUAAGGGAGAAUGUGGAGCCAAGGACUCUGGAAGUAAGGAGAAGACAAGCGCCCUCAGCCUGAGUAAUGUUGCGGGCGUCUUCUACAUCCUGGUGGGCGGCCUCGGGUUGGCCAUGCUGGUCGCUUUGGUGGAGUUCUGCUACAAGUCUCGCGCGGAGGCCAAACGCAUGAAGAUGACGUUCACAGAUGCUAUGCGCAGUAAGGCCAGGUUGUCUAUAACAGGCAGUACAGGGGAGAAUGGGCGAGUGCUGACUCCAGACUUCUCUAAAGCCGUCCAUGCUGUGCCGUACCUGAGACCUGGCAUGGCAAUGCCUCUGAGUGUGAGCGAGAUGUCCUGAGUGCCUUACAUACUCACACACACACUGGUGCAAGCAUGCUGUACCCCCACUUUCAUACAAAUCAAACACACGUGUAGAUAUUCUUACACACAUAGACACUAUAUAUAUAUAUAUAUAUGAAAAUAAUUAAUUAUUUCAUAUAUAAUGAAUCACACACAUGAUGUCAGAUCCAUACAUGCAUAGUAACACUUUAACACAUGUUUACUGUUCAGUGCAGUCAUAUUUUUACCAAUGGUCAUGUGUACAACUAACAUUUGCAAAAACAUGCUGACAAGACAAAUAAAAAAGGUAUACAGGCACAUUGCUGUGUGUACAUAUGCAGACAAACCUUCUGUAGUCACACUUCUGUAAAGUUUCUUGUUGUGUACAUUUUACAUACAGUAACUGCAAGUUCUCGUUUUGUCACACACGUGCACAUAAAAUAUGACCUCAUUUUGCUCAUGCAUUCACUCACACAAACACACUUGCCCCAUUGCUUCAUUUUUCAUGUACGUUUUUCACAUUGUAAGUGAUAACAUUGCAAUUCUGAACUAAGGAACGUUACACAUUGAAAAUAAUUCCUCUGGGAAAAGCUCGACACCUGUUUCCAUAGCAACAUGUUUUUGGAAUCUCUGAUUUUUAAGACCUCAAGCACACGAAACAUCUCCAUCAAAUGUGAUUUUGUUUACUCAAUCUACAUGAUAUAUUAAAAAUGUUUGAAGAAUCAUUUCUUAUUAUAUGAGAUAUGUAUAAUAAAUUAUGUAUAUAAGUACACUUUUGUUUAUUAGAUGUUAAUGUUACCAUGCAAAUGCUUGACUUAAAGAAAAAACAAAAUGAUUUGAGUAGUUUUGUUUCUCCUCCUCACUGGUUUGAUUUCUUGUGAUGUUCAUUUUUUGGAUCACUGUGUUCGGAUCCGUUUUUCUUGCCUAUGGACGAUGCAAGCAGUAGUUUUAUAAUUGUCUUUUAAUUAAAAAAAAAGAAGAAGAAAAACUAAAUAAUAUUUUACCUUCUGCAUUUCACAAUUUAGAUGAUAUAUUGAAAUUGUUACAUUAAGAUGGAUCUGCAUAUGAAUAUAUGAAAUAUGAAACUUCAUAAUAUAUUACGAUAUCCCAAAAUGCCAAAUAUUGCAGUGUGCCAAAAUAUGUCACGGCGUUUCAGAUGCAUUUAUUAAUAUUGUCUCUUUAUGGGGAAAUGUAAAGACUGAAAAUUAGCACCCUUUACUCAAGGGUUUGUUAUUUAUGUCACUGGCUUUUUUUGUUUUGUUUUGUUUUUCAAAUGCGUUGUAUUUUAUUAAGGUGCACUACGAUAUGCAGUUUUAACUGUGAAAAGCAUGACAACCUUAAGUUAUGUUUGUUUUUAUAAAAACAAUGAUUAAGUAGAUCACUGAUAUUAGUUAAAUAGGUAUUUCAUUUUCGUAGUCCAGUUAUGACCUGAAGACUAAGAGAUUGGAGAGUAUUACAGAUAGUUAUAUUGAUAAUUAUAUUGAUAAAGUAUAAGCCAAUCACCCUUUUCUAUGCCAUGCUGUGUGGAACUGAAAUCUUGUUCAUUAGUUUUAUAUGUAUAUGUACUGUACAUGUAAAUAGAAACCAUACAUGUGCAUAACUUAAAAUCUUGGAUGAUACACAAAUUCACACAGACGCACACAAAGAGGAUUGCUCAUAUUGUGCAUCUUGGGAGUACGCUUGGGAACCUAUGAGCGUAGUACCAAGCUCUCUCAUACAGUCGCACAAAUGGACUCAUCAUCACUAGCAUCAUUUCAGUUGGAAAGUCUGUCAUAGGAUGAAAAGGAGGACAUUUUUCUAAAUGGAAUGUGGACUGAUUGCUUUAUUUUUUGGAAUCUUUUGGAAUAAACAGAGACUGAGAAUCCUCUGA